GUGAGAGAGUGCGGUUGAUCCUAUUGAGUCAGUCUUCAGUAAGACAGCAGGGAGAGAGGAUCAUGCGGCUGAGAAACAUUUUUUCCCAUCAACUCCACUGGCGAUCACCACCACCGCCCCGACCCCCACCAUUAUCAUCAUCAUCAUCACCAUCAUCAUCAUCAUCAUCAUCAUCAUCAUCAUCAUCAUCAUACAACCGAGCCCAUGUUGAGGAAUAAUGUCAGCAAACAACAGCACUGUGGCUCAACAGGUGAGCGACUACACCUGCGUGCGCUUUUACGUGUCCACCGUGUCCUUCUCAGUGCUGCUCUUCUUCAACCUCAUCAUCAACUGGACCAUAGUUCGCGUGCAGCGGCUCCGGAGUCACGCCCGCUUCGUGCUGGUGUUCCACCUCCUGGUGUCCGCCCUGGUCCACCUGGGGAUGAGCAGCGUCUUCUACUACCAGAUCCACAGGGACGCGCGGCCAGUGCGCUCCGCCUGCCUCGCCAUGAUCACCGUUUUGAUCAGCAGCGCCUCCAACAUCCUGCUGACGCUCACGGUGAUGGCUUUGGACCGCUACUGCGCAGUGUGCCACCCGAUGCGCUACACCUCCACCUGCACCUCGGGCCGCUGGCCCUGGCUGCUGGGUGCGCUCACCUGGGUCGUGGCCUUGGUGAUUCCCCUCAGUCUGCUCCUGCACCCGGACUCUGGGGACGCAGGGACCGGCUAUGACGGGGUGUGUGGCCUGGAGCAGCUGAGGAAAGGCCAGCUGCAGAAGGUGCUGUUCAUAGGUCUGUGCACGCUGCUCAUACUGUACAGCUAUGUGAGGAUACUGGUGGAGGGGCGGCGGUUGGGGGUGGUGAAUCGGCGCAACCGGGCCGGGUGCAGGACGAUCGCGCUACACGGGAGCCAGCUGGCGGUUUACAUCCUCCCCAACUUUGUGAACUUCGUGCUGACGGUGUUGAUCGACCAGAGGCUCAUACAGGCAGAGACCAAAGAGCUGUCCGCCGUGGUUGUCUUUGCUUUCUUUAGUUUGGCGCAGUGCGUUGCGCCGGUUGUUUAUGGUUUGCGUAAAGAGGAACUUCUGGAGCAGUUGAGUCACAGGUUCCCCUGUUGCUCCCGAUACUUGAAGAGUUUCCUCGGCUGGAGUGUGCGCUCCAACUGGCCACACACUGAGCACAUAACACGGGAGCGAACACUGACAGCACAGACCAUCAUCUCCCUGCAGGUCUCGCAAGUCCCAGAGGAGGAAACGAGGCCGUUGUCGAUCAGGAGUUCCUCACAUGACUCUUAGACUCAUUUCAAGGCGGUACAGAAAAUGAAAUGAGUUUCAGGAUCCUGAUCGCAGUGGGAACAUUUGGAUAAGUGGCUCAGCUCAAAGGAACUAAAGGAACCACCUUGGACACAACAACCCCGACAAGGUUUCUUCCGAACCAGAGAAGGCUACAGGACCUGAUGUUGCAUCGAUGCCACACCACCACAAGACAUCAGCACGUCGUUCUAUUUCUGACCUUCAUCAGAGGAGCACACAUGCUGGUCCUCAUUGUACAUUUCCCUGGCUGGUCCAGGGAGUUAAGCAUCAGGUCGUCCGGUCUCUGAUCUCAAGGCCACAAACAGCACUCCAUCCUUUUGGAUUAAAAUGGACUGGGAUGGAGGAUAUACUUCGAUUUAUCGUCCGGUGAAUGUGGUUUCCCAGUGUUCUUAACCUUGUGGAUAUUAAAAACGAUCUUGCUGCCAUUGAGAGUAAAGUACUCUCCGCAGGGGGACUGAAUAGCUGUGGACCUGAUGGAGGCGGCAUCAGAGCCACUGGAUGGUUCGGUGAGACAGAAGGCCGCGAGAUGCUCACCUGCAGGGACACACAACGGAAACAAUGAAGCAGCUCUACAUUCUUCCUUCACCAGAUCUCACAAACACACACUCUCUCUCUCUCUCUCUCUCCCUCUCCCUCUCCUUACCUGUGGCGAGCUUUGGCAGGUACUUCUCCUUCUGGGCUGGAUUCCCAAAGAGCAGAAUGCCCUUGAAGCCAAUGGACUGGUGGGCGCCCAGAGUGAUGCCGACACCAAGGUCAUGGCUGCCAACAAUCUCAACCAGCCGGGCAUACUGUAACAUUGAGUUUAUCACAUUAGACUUGUUACACUAGCCCAGGGGUCAGCAACCUUUCCUAUCCAAAAAGCCAUUUGGCCCUAAUGUCCACCAAAUAAAAUGUGUCCUGAACUAGCCCGAACUAGCCCGUCUUCCUAGACACAAUUAACCACUUAAAAAUGUGGAAGAUAACCAUGAAUGUAAUCAGGCAGACGCACCUGUGUGUUUGAGAGACCAAGGCCACCCAGCUCAGCCGGCACCUGCAGGCCGAAGGCACCCAUCUCCUUCAGGCCCUCCAUGGUGUGAUCUUCUACCUUCUCCAAGGCAUCAUUCUUGGCAGCAUCGUUCACCUCCUGCCCACAGGAAGCAGAAACAGAAGGGUGAGGGGCGAGUGUAAGGUGUGUGGAGAAGUUGUGAGCAUGAGAUCAUGCAAAUUCAGCAAAAGAGAUGAAAGAGGAUAUUAUUUGAAAUUACUUGAAAGAAUUUGGAGACAGGCCCCACGAGCUCUCGGAGAAACUGCUCCUGCUCCUCAUUCAUGACUGCGGCAGACACAAAAGUUAUUUUACUUUUACAAACUUGAACUUUUUUCAUUUUCACUGAGUUUUUUAAUAAAAACGCUGGCAUUGUUUCAAAAGGAUAUGAACGUAAUCUCCUCAAAUUUACCUGAGGGGUAGGGGAACACCUGGGCAGUCGCGAUCUGCCCCUUGAAAAUGUUGACAGCAUAGGAUUUGGAUUCCUGUUGAAAGUUAAUUCAUUAUUAAACAUUUUGAUAAUU
Messenger RNA from Cyclopterus lumpus (lumpfish), 2836 nucleotides. RefSeq lists its product as uncharacterized. Gene Ontology annotation, biological process: G protein-coupled receptor signaling pathway. Gene Ontology annotation, cellular component: membrane. The transcript is spliced from 3 exons. Gene Ontology annotation, molecular function: G protein-coupled receptor activity. The record is from RefSeq and is a predicted model, not a curated record. NCBI's taxonomy places the organism in Eukaryota, Metazoa, Chordata, Actinopteri, Perciformes, Cyclopteridae. The coding region runs from base 218 to 1273 and encodes 351 amino acids.